CCGUGGUGGCUUCGUUCAUCCGCCCGAACCGUUCGCCCGGCGUUUUUUGGCAUUGCCCGGGCCAGCGAAGGGGGGGGCGAGCAGCAUAGCCUGGGGGCAGAAGCAUUGCGGGGCCCGGCCUGCAUGAGCCCCCCCCCCCAUUAUGUUUGGCGUGGAAUUGCUCUGCCGGGCCGGCAGUGUCCUUCGCGCCUAUUUGUUUGCGCACUUGUCUUAUCGACGCAGGCUGCCCACUGAUUUUUGCCACCGAUCGGGACUCGUUCUCACCCCAGCUGUAAGCAGAUCAAAGAAGCCAGCGCAAGACGGACGCCUACUACAGUUUUGUGUUGGGCCGCUUGCGCCUCAGCGGGGCGGAGUUUGUUUGCGUGUGGGAGUUGGUUUGCGUGCGGGGUUCGUUUUCCUUGGCACCGAGCACACCUGGGCUAGCGAGUCGACAGCCAUCCUUGUAUAUCGAAUUUUCUGUAGUAGAAACCGCCACACUUUUCAGAUGCAGAUCCCAAGCAGCCAUUAGUAUCUGACCCCGCAGAUGAGUCAGUGCCAGAUGAUCCACUUAUCCCAAUUUUGAGGCCCGUGUCCAGCAGUUUGUUAUCUCGCACAUCCAGUUUUUUCCGACGAUAGCAAACAAACAACUACAUUAACCAUGCCUCCGGACAAUGAUCCCCACCAACCUUACGUCGAAGACGAUGAUCUGAACACGGACGAAAUCCAAGCAGCGCGCGUGCUCCACGCCGUGAGCAGUUCGGAAGGAAAGUUGAAGCUGGUGAAGGACAACUUUGUUGCUGAUACGGAAAUCGAAAUCGAAAACAGCGGCUGCAAUGCUAGUACUUCAUCGAGCAACCCCUGGCGUCCCUUAGUCGAGGACGUGGCUCGGCGGAGUUACAGCUAUGUUUGCAGGUUUGUGCAACAAGGAAAGCAAGACAAAAGUCUCGACGACUCAACCCCCUCUACAACUUCCUCCUCUUUCACGAAAUCAGAGCUCGACUCGUGGUUUCGGCAGCUGCACCCAGACACCCUCGGCGUAAACACCACCGGCGCGUGGACGGAUGCGUACUACAAGGGAAGUCUGCUACUGCGGAAGACCGCGUGGUGCGUGUUUGAUGAAAGUUGCGAGUGCGAAUACGGGUACUCCGACACGUGGCAGAAGCAGAUCACGAAUGCGAAGAUGAAGGACUGUCUGUGGGAGAUCACGGCCAGAGUGAAGGAGAUCUGCGGACUGGUCAACAGUAGAGCACUACAGGAUGGAACCAAUCAUGAUGAAAAGCACGCAGAAGAUGAGCUGAUAAACUGCGUGAACCUAAACUACUACCCAACAGGCGGCGGUGUAGGGUUCCACGCGGACGACGAGUUUCUGUUUGAUGGGCUGAACCGAGACACCUGCAUCAUCUCUUUGUCGCUGUGCAGCGCUGGUGAUAGCCCUCCAUCGAAUGACCAAAAAUCCGAAGAGCAGCCUGUUCGAGUUGCUGAUGACCAACGGCAGGACCAGGAGGAAGUCGCGCAUAAGUCCGGCGCGCGCAAGUUUCAGGUGCGCUUGAAGAAAGCGUUUAUGAAGAAGGAUGACCCGCAUGGGAUUGGGACAACUGGCAAGAACGCUGGACAAGGAAGUGGCGGCUUGCCAUCAGCUGCGAACUCUUCAGGGAAUCCUGAAAUCCACGAGGUCAUACUGAAUCACGGAGACCUGAUGACCAUGGAGGGCUUGUUUCAGCUGUAUUACCUGCACUCGGUGUGGCCGGGGGACGAUCGGAACUACAAGGAGCACCCAUUAACGCAGGGAGAACGGAUCAAUUUGACUUGGCGAACGAUCGUGAAGCAUUUGGAUGGGAGUGAGGAGUGCAGGGGGAUGAAAUGUCCCUUGGUGGAGGGCUGAGGGGCGCGAAGUCGUGAUGUAGUUUGAGGAGAAUAAAGCGUGGCUAUCACGACAAUUUUGGAAAUGAACGAGCUUGAUAAAACGGAUUCCGAGGACAAACCCAAAUCCCAUACCUUUUUCCGGCACACCAUGCGUGUGACUUUUUCCUGCGGAGAGUUUCAUGUGAAGUAGUA
Messenger RNA from Amoebophrya sp. A120, 2034 nucleotides. The record is from the annotation of a GenBank genome assembly. NCBI's taxonomy places the organism in Eukaryota, Dinophyceae, Syndiniales, Amoebophryaceae.